GGAGUUGCCAUGGUGCCGGCAAUUACCAGCAAUUAUUAUAUACACAUUUUAUUGACUGAAAAACACCAAAACUCAAAGAAACAAUAUAAACCGAAAUAUGGAAAUAUAUGCAAUUAUUUUUGAGUCGUUAUAGGGGUGAGAAUCAUUGACUCCAGUACAGCGGCGUCGGCACAUCAAAACCCUCGACAUCCCUAGCCACGACUCGAAAAAUUUAUGCGCAAAAAAAGUGAAAAAGCGGAAAAGAAACGAAAGAAUUUAUGCACACUUGUACGUGAAUCUCAUUUAACAAUAGUUAUAACAAAGAGCAUUCGAGUGUAAACGGCAAAUUACGAUUCCACAAAAUAUGUAGACAUCAAAGAGCAUAAAGUGGCAGUGUUUUAACUAUGAAAAACUACAAAAAUAAAAAGAAACUUCCGCAGACGUCAGCAGAGGCGCAGCAGAAGAGAUAGACAGCGACAAAGCGGCUGGGCAUAGAGGAGCCAACGAGUACCGUUGUCGCUGGACGACGACUCACGCAAAUUGGCCUUUAAAUAUAAUAAUAACUAAAUAAAUCUCAGACAAACGAGACUGUAAUUGUGGGGCGGCAACGUGUGCCGUUGUCAUGCAUUUUGUCACACAGCAGCGCCAACAGCAGCAGCAGCACCACCAACAACAACAACAGCAGCAGAGAUCAACCUCAUCCUCGAAUUCCUCGAUAGCAUCCACCUCAUCGGCACCAUCGGUCAGCGCCAGCACCCGCUUUGUGGCCCUGUGCAAAUCUUCCAGUCAAGGUGCCCUGCCCAAAACCUUGGCCACCGCUCAAAGCCUCUUUCGCCAGUCGUCACAUCACCACAACAACAACAACCACCACCACCACCACCACCACCAACACCACAGUAGCUAUCAUAGCCAGCAGCACCAACAACAACACAACCAACAGAGGCACAAACGCACUGUCAGCCUGAACUCGACGCCCAUGAUUAAAGAUAUUGAUACUAUAACCAACCCAACAACAACAAAUGCCCGAACUGCCGAUAGUCCGUGCAGUAGUAAGCCCCCAGCCAAUGCCAAUGCCAAUGCCAACAUGUUAGCUGAGACACAGCACGAGUCACAGCCAGAGUCACAGUCACAGUCACAGUCACAGAUACAGACACCGCCACUGGCCGAACAAACGCCAGAGAGGUGCCAGGAGGAGCCGACUCCUCAGCAGCAGGAACAGCCGCAGGAGGAGGAGUAUCCGGAUCCGGAUCAGAGGAUCGGAGAAGACAGGCCUGAGGAGAGGGCGGCCGCGGCUUCUUGUAGCAACGGUGGCGACAGGCGCGAUUCCAUCACCGAGGAGAUCGUAAUUACAACAACUACAACAAACAGCAAACUUCUGACCAUCCAGGAGGCUGCCGGCAUCCUCGAGCACAGCAGCAUCUCCAUUUCGGCGUCUUCGAAACAGAACUCUUCCACAACAACAACCUCAACAGCAGCGGCGGUAUCCACAGCAGGCACUGUAGCAGCGGCCACUGUCGCCACAGCAGUCGCAGCGGCGGCAGCAGCCUCAGGAUCUCAGCAACGCAAUGAGCCGUCGGUUGCCUCCUCCUCAUCCAAUGGCAUCAACAGCGGCAGCAAUCCAAGCCUAGCCCAAGCCACUUCCAGCUCUAAUACGAAUUUGGCCCACAGCAGCAGCGGCAGCAACGUCCCUCAGCCCUCAACGCCUACCAUCAAUAUUGUAGGAAGCGAUCAGGCCAGGGAUCAGCCACUGCAGUCACAGAGCGUCGACUCGAACGGACUCGCCCAGGCAGGCGGCUCCUGCGGGGACAGUCCCAGCAGCCGCAAGAGCUCGACCAGCUCCAAGGGACGAGCCAGUCAACCCAAACUCUCCACAUCGAGCAGUGGACGAGAUGAGGACACCGCACAGAACAAGCUAAGCAACGAGCUGACGCCGCAUGAGUUGAGCAUUUUGCGCGUUGACCGAGGCACCGCCGAUCCACAGGUGAGCAGCAGCUCCAACUCCAACGAGAAGUCAGCCAAGCCCUCGAGGCUGUCGGAGCGGGCCAAAAAAAAGUCCUGGUACAACGUCAUUUAUCCCAACUACAAGUCCCGAGCCGAGGACUUUAAGAAGCUCUUCAAGGACGUGCCAAACGAUGAGCGACUGAUUGUGGAUUACUCGUGCGCCCUGCAACGGGAUAUAUUGGUCCAGGGCCGUCUGUAUGUCUCACAGAACUACGUUUGCUUCCAUGCCAACAUCUUCAGCUGGGAGACCUAUGUGAGCAUCAAGUGGAAGGAUGUGACGGCCAUAACCAAAGAGAAGACCGCCUUGGUGAUACCCAAUGCGAUAUCGAUAGCCAGUGGCAAGGACAAGUACUUCUUUGCCACAUUCACAUCGCGCGACAAGUCCUUCUUGAUGCUCUUCCGUGUCUGGCAGAACACGUUGAUGAACAAGCAAUUCUCGCCGCAAGAGAUUUGGAAAUACGUCCACAACUGCUAUGGCGAAGAGCUUGGCCUGACCACCGACGACGAGGACUAUAUUGAUCCCACACUGCAUAAGGAUACGGAGACCGAUGUGGAGUUUCAAACCGCCAUUGAUGACGACCAAUCGAAUCAGUCGCAGCAACAACUACAGCAGCCCCAGCAGCGCCUAAGCGGCAACAGCAGUGCCAGCAGCGGCGGCAGCGGCCGGGCAGCAGCACCACGCAAAUCAAAAACGAAAUAUUUUUUCAACUCUUCAAAAUCUUCGAAUUCGGCCAACGCCUCGGCCAGUGGCUCGGACAACAACAAAGACAGUAACCGAAAGCUGAGCAAGAAGAUGAAACAGAAUGCCAAAGAGCUCACGCUGAGCUCCGUGAAGCCAGCGGAGCAGUCGGUGGGCGUCACCAUGAUGAAUGUACCCGGCAGCGCCGGCAGCAGCAACAGGAACAGCACAGAAAGUUCAGCAGCCACAGCAGCAGCAGCUUCCACUAACAAUACAAACAACAGCAGCCUCAGCCUGACGACCACGGCGAGUGGCAGUGAUAAGAAGAGCGCGGAAAAGAAGAUCAGUACGAGUUCCAACUCGGGCGCAGCAGCAGCAGCGGCGGCAGCAGCAGCAACAGCAGCCGCAGCCUCCCUAUCGGCCGCGGCAGAGGCUAAGCAAGUGGCAACGUUGGAAAGCAAGCGAAAGAUGAGCAAAAAUCAUCGGCAACGCGAAGCAGAAUUCGUCGGCAAGAAUGCCGAAGAGCAGGCACCCACAGAUGUCUCGGAUUCGUCCGAUUCCGAGGAGAAUAAUGUGCCAUUCGUGGCCACCACCGAGUGCACAUCGACGCACGAGGGCCGACAAAUUGUCCACACCAUUCUGCCCAUCAGCGUGGACACGCUAUUCAAUUUGCUGUUCACAAAAUCAAAAUUCGUAACGGACUUCCAUGCCAUGCGCAAAUCAACGGACUUGAUCAUGGGCGAAUGGACCAAGAACGAGGAGGGUCUCAGUGUGCGCGUUGUCAAUGUCACCGUACAAUUGGCCGCCUCUGUGGGACCCAAGACCUCAAAGGUAACCGAAUACCAGACGAUGAGGCCAUGCAGCAAGCCUGGGGAACUGUAUUCCAUAGACAUAAAUAGUGUUAAUGCAGGCAUUCCAUAUGCGGAUAGCUUCAGUGUGCUCAUACAUUUUUGUUUGGCCAGAACGGUCGAUGAUCACACCAUGCUGUCGAUUCAUACCCAAAUCAAGUAUAAGAAAUCGAUUUGGGGCGUUGUCAAGGGAUUCAUCGAGAAGAAUACGUGGGCGGGUGUUGAGGAUUUCUUUGGCGCUCAGUUGCAUGCCCUCCAGAGUGAGACGUGUAUACCGCCUGCCAAGGGCAAGGGACGGAGGCCGAGGCGUGGCAUAAAUCAACAAUCAACAACAACGAAAACAGCAACAGCAGGGAAGACAGCUGUAGCAACAGACUCGACAGCUGUAACCGAAACAGGAACAGGAACAGCCACCAGCACGGACAAUGACAGCAUACUAGAGCCAUCACGACAUCAUUACCAUCAUCAUCAUCAGUCGGAACAACAUGAGCAUCAUCAGCACCAGCACCUGCACAUGCACCACCAUCACCAUCAUCAUCACAGUACCUCCAGUAGCCAACAGCCACAGCAUCAGCAUCCGCACAACCAUCAUCGUAAGGCCAUAUUUCAGUCGAGUAAAGGUACCGCCACACAAAUACGCACCUUGGAGGAAGCAGCUGGCGGCGGCAGCGGCACGGCACAAACUGGUAUUAGCGAUACACUGCUGGAGUCACAUUUACUGUCUGGUGGCGGCGUCGCCGGGUCGGGGUCCGUUGGGGCCGCCUCGGGACAUGCUCUGCUGCACGAGCACGGCAAGUUGCAACAGUUGUCGGGCCUGCAGCAGCAGCAUCACCACCAGCAACAGCAUUUGCAGAAGCACCUUGGCGGCGUCGAUCUCGGCGGCGUUGGCAGCCUGCCACUGGCCCUGGGCCAGGGACAGGGACACAGAUUCCUCAAACACAAGGGCUUGUCAUUGUUUGUUAUACUGUUGCUGUGCUUGAUGCUGGCAUUAAAUGUGAUAUUAUUACUUAAGCUCUGGAAGCUGGAGGAACGGAUUGACGUGGAUCUCAGUCGACGGGCGCGCUUCCCCAGUUUGGCGGCCUUAAAGGAACUUCCCAACACAAAUGAGGAAUGGCUGGAGCUGUUGCGUCAGCAGGAGCAAUCGCAUGAGGGCGAGCUGCGCAAAUGGCAGCAAGUGCUGCAAACUGCCAUCGAGUUGCUGAAAAAGGUGAGCAUUGUCUGCGAAAAGAUCUACAAAGAUGACCAGCUGCGUCAGAGCAUUGAGUCGAUGUCAAUGCACACUGAAUUUUAAGCAUCUCAUUAAAAUGUGAAAACAACUACAACAGCAACCACGACCACAGCAGCACACCAACAGCAGCAAACAGCAAGCGACAACUAAUUGUAACUGAAAACACUCAAACACUCACACACGAAACACACACACAAACACCAAUACAUGUAUACAUGCAGUGCGUUUCAAAGCGAUAAGGCAGUUUUGGGAGUAGAUAAACCCAGAAAACAGUGUUUGCUCAGAGUUCUUCUAGGAAUUUUUGUUAUAUUUAUUGGCUCCAGCUAUCGUUCCUUAUAGUUUCCUUAUCACAUAAAUGUUCUCCUAAAACGAAUAGCAGUACCAUACCCCUAAAAGACGGAUGAGCUAGGGACUACAAAUGUGGGCUAUAAUUCCGUGCUUCAGUGGUCAAGCUUUCGGGAAAGAUUUUGUUGCCGAAUGCUGCAGACACGAACUUGAAACGGAAACCUGGCGAACCGCCGAAAGCUUUUGCACCGAGUAGGUGAUGCCGAAAACUGUCGCAACGAGUAGGGCACGCCGAAGUUUGAUGGCGAGUAGAGGCAGCAGAAGAACAGCUGGAAACAGUAUCAUUUUCUUUAGCUAGCCUUAUUCAAUUCAAUAAUAUCCUCAUAGCUUCCAUUCUGAUCAGAAAUUGACACAGUUCGAAGACAGAUUCCCAUGAUGUAUUCGAAAACAGUCACUUUGGCUUAGAGAUCCAUAUUUAAAUAGAUUUUAUCAUCCUUUACUACUAUAUUAGUCGUAUAUAUAAAACAGACAACUUUUUUGCGUACGAAAUCUCCACCUGCUCGAAAAUUCCGAGUGAAAUCUAAUUGAAAAUUGUUUGCCUUAACGUAGUGAAACGCACUGUACUAGCGGGCAUUUGUAACUGAUCUCUUAGUUAGAAAGACGUAAAAACUUAAACAAUAUUGUUGCAUGUUCUCCUUGUCUCUGUUCAAGAAGCGUUUACUCUGGUGCAGACUGAUGUGGAAACAUCGGCAACAUAAACCCAAUGAAUCUUCCACCUAAAUUGCAACCAGAGUAGACGACUCUUUAGCUCUAGGUUUUUGUAUUCCAUAGACCCAAAAAGAAACCCAAGCCGAACACAAUAUGUUAAAUGUUCGACUGAGACGCGAAUGAAAUGUAAUGCAUAAUCAAACCCCCAUUUUGUGCUGUCCAAAUCAAAUCAAACAAAAUUCACUAAAUUCAGAAAUUCAGAAGUUCAGAAAGAUGAAAAAUGUACUCAAAUACUGAGACAAACUCACACUCAAAAUUCGUUAAUUUUUGUAAGUAAAUUUUGGUUUAUUUCUUAAAUGUUCUCCUCUGUUAAACCCUCUGGGAAUUCACUCUUUUUACUAACCACGACUAACCCCUUUGUGUUCACUAAUCCUGUAAUUUGAUUAUUUCCGCAUGGAAUGAGAUUUUGGUUCUCCAUGCAUUUUUCUUCUAUUCUUUUAACCUGCUCACCCAAACGUUUUUGUUUUUCAGACUGAAAAAACUUUGGCUGAGGUCAUUGUACGCUAGCUGCAAAAAAAAAUAUCAAAGCAAAGCUAUGCUAAAUUUGUGGUGCAUCUAAAAUUAAUCCAAUCCAAUUGUCUUCGACACAAGCAAGCAAAAGACCCACAGCACAGUCUUGGGCCCAAAGCAAAGCCACCAAAAAAAAAAACAAAAAUCUGAAAUUGAAUUUAAAAUUCAACUAAAAUUUAGUCACAAAUCCCCCCACACAUUCACCCACGAAACCCAUACCCAUACCCAUACACAUGAAACACAUAUGAAAAUCCUCCCCGCGAAAUUCGGCAUUUCUACAUAUUUAUGUCCUAGUCUCUAAGUGAAGAAGAAAAUGUGUAAUUUAAGGUAUAAGUAGCUGCAUUUUAGUUAGGAUUAGAGCAAUUGUUUAUCGUUUUUUAUUAACUGCAUUUACGUUUGGCACCUGUUCGUUUGGCUUUGCUUUAGACAAAUGUAUCUACAAAUUCCUCAAGUAUUUCAUAUCUCAGAACAUACCAAAAAAAAAAAAAAAAAAAAAAAAACAAUAAAAGCAAGAGGGCGUGCCCUGAAUUUUUGUUUUAGAAAAUUCAUUAAGAUGUCGAGCAAGCGCAAAACAGUAACAAAAAUAAUAAUAUAUAUAACGAUUGCCAGGUCUUUGGCUAGGGGGAAAUUUGAUAAAAACGAUUAUACAAAAUAUUUACUGUGUACAAUAUUUUUGUAACAACCAAUCGAAACAAUUGUGAGCAAUUCUUUCGUUCUUUUUGUAUAACUCCUCUUUGAUCUAACUCCCCAAACACCCCCCCCCCCCCCCCCACCCUUUUUGGCGCCCGUUUACAGUCGAACCCGAUACAGAACCGACACUUCAAACAAACUCAAUCUACAAUGCUAAGCGCGAUGAGACCCCGAGAUAAUGGCAUGCUCUAUAUACACACUAUAUAUAUGUAUAAAUAUAUAUAUAUUUCGAUAUAUAUAUAUAUAUAGCCAAGUAUUGUUAGUUUGUAGUGGUUGCAUUUUAACAGAACAAA
This is a messenger RNA of Drosophila miranda, 7281 nucleotides long. RefSeq names its product protein Aster-B (gene GramD1B). Bases 602 to 4798 code for a protein of 1398 amino acids. The record is from RefSeq and is a predicted model, not a curated record. Gene Ontology annotation, cellular component: plasma membrane; endoplasmic reticulum-plasma membrane contact site; endoplasmic reticulum membrane. NCBI's taxonomy places the organism in Eukaryota, Metazoa, Arthropoda, Insecta, Diptera, Drosophilidae. The transcript has 11 exons. Gene Ontology annotation, molecular function: sterol transfer activity; sterol binding. Gene Ontology annotation, biological process: intracellular sterol transport.